Maylandia zebra (zebra mbuna) is the source of this 5176-nucleotide messenger RNA. It is a transcript of the gene dact1, whose product is annotated as dishevelled-binding antagonist of beta-catenin 1. Gene Ontology annotation, cellular component: cytoplasm. Lineage: Eukaryota; Metazoa; Chordata; Actinopteri; Cichliformes; Cichlidae. The record is from RefSeq and is a predicted model, not a curated record. Gene Ontology annotation, biological process: negative regulation of JNK cascade; regulation of Wnt signaling pathway, planar cell polarity pathway; negative regulation of canonical Wnt signaling pathway.
AGGUAUUUUUAUUUUGAAGGAGAGGAAAGGAAGCGCGCGUUUGUCUGCUGGGCUUGUCUGUACACAAGGGGGCGGGGUUUAGCGGUAGAGGGUGCAGCGGAGGUUCAGUGUGUUCGGAGCUUCGGUGGCGCCAGCAGCUCCCAGCUCUGCCCGCAUCUCUGCGCCUUCUCUCGGGUUCUGUGCGUGCGGCGGCUCCGGGGAGGCUCGGAGCUCCCUGCGGACCGCUCGAGGACACCCCGCAGCGUAUUGCGGACGGCACCGGCGGAGACCUGAGGGCCCGGUUCGCGCUCCGGGGCUUUCAGGUGAGGUCCAGGUGGGCUCGGCAGGUGUGUCUCCGCGGGAUGCUCCCGCCCUGAGCUCUGUUGGGAGAUGCUGCCGUCCGGGACCUCCAGGCGGGACAAAGCGGCGGUCCGAGAGCGGUUGGAGGCCUCCGUGUCCGGGCUCGGGGAGCUGGAGCUCCUGCGGCGGCGGCAAGAGGUGCUGGUCCGGGCCGCGCUGGAGCUCCGGGAGCCGCGAGAGGAGGAGGAGCGGCAACGGCGAGAGGCUCAGCUGAGCUCGGAGGAGAAACUGCUGGAGGGGAACAUCCUGCUGCUCCGGAAACAGCUGCUGUUUGUGUGUCAGAACUGUCUGAGGAGGCGGGACGCCGGCCUCAUUGCUCAGCUGCAGGAGCUCGACCGACAAAUCAGUGACCUGCGAUUGGACACCGGGACGUCACAUGAGCCCGACAGCCGACCGAGCUCAGGUUUCUACGACCUCAGCGACGCCGUGUCCGGCUCGCUCUCCAACUCGUCUAACUCGGUCUUCAGCGAAUGUUUCUGCUCGACGGCCGACGCCGACGGACGCCUGCCGUCCACAGAUGAGCUGGCCAGCUGUUUGGAGUGUGACGUCCUGGUUGGAGGGCUUUGUGAUGAGUCAUCGUCUUCUGGCACGGUCCGCCGCUCGCUCUCGGCUCCAAACCCGCCCACUGUGGAUGCAGCCUCGUCCUUUCUUUCCACUGAGCCUCAGUCUAAAUACCACUGUGACCUGGUGGCCCGAAAUGGCAACGAUGUUUAUCGCUACCCGAGUCCUCUGCACGCCGUGGUGGUCCAAAGCCCCGCCUUUCUGCAGAUGUUGGGUUUCGGAGGUCCCGGCAGAGAUGAGGCAGACACCUCAGCUCUUCCCCCCUCUGUUUCAGCCCCCCAUGUAUCUCAGAGCUACUCCUGGCCGGCCUCCUCCUCACAGACUCCUUCCCAUAAGCGACUGGACAGCUACAUCUACAGUCUGCUCCAGAGGAAGGCCCAGCCAAUCAGGACCAGCAAACCCAGGACCAGCAUCAGCACCGACCCCUCAAAGAGCAUCCUCAGGCAGGCUAGUCUGUGUGUGAGGCAGGUGUCCGGCCCUGGCUCUGGUUUUGGGACUCUGAGUGCAUCCGAAUUUAAAGCCUUGUGGACGGCUAGAGGAACAUCGGCAGAGGGAGCUGGGACCUCGUCUCCACAGAGGCAGUGGUCUGUGGACGGGAAACUGGAGGAGCAGGAGACCCAGAGCGUACUGAAGGAUGGCGGCUUUGAGGCGACGCACGAUGGCUUCAGGAGGGGCAGCGGCGAGUCCGGCUCUCCUCUUCGGUACGACGUACAGAGCAGCUGCACUGCCAACAACCAUGACAGCAGCACCAACAGUCUGAGAAAGAAGAGCAAAGCAGAUCUUCCUCACGCCACGCUGUCUGCCAAAACUCUCCCUAAAAACUUCAGGGACCUGGGCAGUCCCAAAGCUAACCCCGCCCCCAAUGAGGUCAAACCGCCAUGUUGCCCCCCGGACCAGGAGAUGUUCCUGAAAUCUGCUCCAGUCAUGAAAACACAGUCGAGUACUCCCAGGAAUAGUCCAGGAACAGGAAGGUCAGCACUGGAGCUCACCAGUGUGGGGUCCUCCUCCCAGAGUCAGGACGAAGCAGCCGCCGAAGGAGGAAGCUGUCACACGGUUACCAACAGGUAUGUCCCCGCCCACCAGCACAGACUUCGCAAGGGCGGCUUCAAGAAUGUGAAGGUGAGGAGCUCAUCGAUGAAGACGAGUCAUGUCUCUGAGCACAGCGAGCCUCCACCAGAGAGAAGACAGGACAAACUCCGCCACAGGUCCCGCCUCCUGGAAGAUGGAGGCUCCGCCCACGUUAAAGUCUCCAAGAGAUUUGCUUCCUCAAGAAUAAAGCGCCUACCUGCAUCCAUCCCAGAAGGCAGAGUGCUGGACAGACAGCCCCCAUCGGCACUACACGGCGCACGACCGAGCAUAUCCAAGCACCAUCACCAUGGAAACCAUCACUGCUGCAGUGGUAACCACCACCAUCACCACGGACGCAACCAGGUCGUGGUCGUGGCCAAACCAAAGUACAAAAGGAACGAUUACCGGCGGUUACGAGCCAUGAUGGAAGUCCCGUACGACGAGGCGUUUAGACGUGCUCAGCGGCGUCAGAGAAAGGAGCUGCUGAACAGCAGCGUGUACCCGCCCGCCGGAGCGCGGCUGACCAGCCCGUACUCAUACACAGCAGGAAGUGACUCCGAGUACUCAGCUGAGUGCGCCUCACUCUUUCACUCCACCAUCGUGGACACCAGUGAAGACGAGAGGUCGAACUACACCACAAACUGCUUUGGAGACAGCGAGUCCAGUGAGGAGGAGUGCGUGGAGGAGAGCACCAACACCAGCGAUACGGAGGAGAGUGGUGGGGGAGGCAUGGGCAGGGGGCGGGGCCAGCUGGGGGGAGCUGGGGUCAGGGCGACGGGGCAGGAAAUUAUGUCAGCUCAGGCAAAGGCUUUUGUUAAGAUUAAGGCAUCUCACAACCUGAAGAAGAAGAUCCUGCGAUUCAGGUCGGGCUCGCUGAAGCUCAUGACCACCGUGUAACCUCCCAGACUGGACCGUAGCCACACCUGCCUUACCCACGUGCAGGUGGGCCUGACCCAAACCCAGUUUACCCAGCCCAGACCCGACUCUUUCCAACACUAACCCGGUGGACAGACGCAGGGUGGCGGCACAGUUUGGUUCACCUGGUUUAUCUGUUGAUUCCCUACAAAUAAACCGUUCUGAUUGGAUCUUUUGUAAUUAAAGUACAUUUUAGGCAAACACAGUCGAGCUCAGCUCGGUGACCUAGUAAAUGUGUUUCUUCCCCUGCUUGUGGUCUUCACUGUCAUUUUUAAAUGCGACAAACCAGGCCACCUGAUUGGAAACCACACCACCUGCUUACUGGUCCCACUCUUCAGAAAUCUAGGGAAGCAACCUGAAGGUCAACACUGAGUGAUUCACCUGGACUCUGGGUACAAUAGUUCAGGACAUCAAAGAAAUUAACAUCGGUUAAAGUAGGAAAUGUAUAAACAAGCAUAAUUUUCUUAAACUUAAAAAAGCAUCUUUGAAUUUCAUCCUUUCACUGUUCUUACAAUCCAAAAAUCUAAAAAUGCUUUGAUUGUGAAAGUUUUCUAUUUCCAACUUCCCUCAAACGCAGCAUGAGAUGCUUUGUUUCUGUAAUGACGUGAAGGUGUGGUUUGGGUCCAGCCAAUCACUUUACUGUCCUUACUUUGGUCCAACACGUGACUCGGCUGAACCCGGAACCGCACUGCUUCAAACGCGUUGAAGGCCGCCUUCGCCACCACCGUCUGGCUUCCCCGAUUGGUUCCUCGGUCUGUGCCAAGCAGUGGACCUGAGUCGUGAUAGAUUCACUGACAACAGCGUUACUCACUGAUUAAACCAGAAAUAAUUUAGAGCAAAUGUGUGGAAACAUCCGGUGGCGGCGGUUCGGUUGGACGACAUAUUUGUCAGAAGCAACCUGGACUCGAGCCUUGUGUCCUCUGAUCUGUUCUAGAAGUGGAACUUUAGUCUGGUUCCUCAGAGUUUCUCCAACGUUCCACCAAAAGUCCAACAACUUGAAGGGACUGAUUGUCCAGGGUCUGUCCGGGCAGUCAGAGUUCCUCCGGUUUGUUAUGUGUGUCAGGACAAAAUAAUGAGGAACACAGUGACAUUUUUGGGGUUCUCCGACUUCGAGGCGUGGACUGUCAGCAGGUUCCUCCUGUAGCUUCACGCUGGACCUUUUUGCCUUUUUAAAAAAUUGAUUGUAAUGCAGGAAAUUAGUCUAGAACUUUCUGCCGUCAGACUUCUGGACUUUUUGGGUCUUUGAGCUUAAUUUGGACCCUGGUUCCCGCGGUGGUUCCAGCCGUGGUUCCCACGGUGGUUCCUGCCGUGGUUCUUCGUCACUGCGGCUCUGUUGGACUCCUUUAAAACCUGGUGUGAGGUUUGAGGAGGUUCUCACCACAGUAACCUUUUUAUUUCCUGCACUUUGAGAUGAGCUGUCAGCGGACAGGGCGGCGGCGUAACGCUGGUGUUCUGUUGUUUGUAUGUAGCCUUGGUUUGUAUUUAUUAUCACGUGACCUUUGCUGUUGCGCAGCACGCCAAAUGCCUGUAAAUGCUUCUCUCUUUUUCAGGUCCUGAGAUGUUUUUGAUGAAAUCUAUUUAAAGCCUAAUAUAUUUGCUUGGUGCAUUGAGAAAAGCCGACAUGGUACUGACAGGUUCUGAUCUGGGCUUUUAUGACUUUAUACUCGAGUCUAACUUUUUAACACAAAUGUUUCUACUGCAUCUGUUUUUUAUACUAACAGUUACACAGCAGCGUGUUUACCGAGCUCAGCUGGAAGCAGGAAAUGUUUAAGGAUGUAGACACAGAAAUGGAAACUCUGUGGGUUUCUCCCGUUUUUAUCCUGUAAUCAAACUCUGACACGAGUAUCAGUGUGUGAGGUCUGUGGACGUCGGUUGAAUGUCAGUUUUCAGCUCUGCUUGUGGACGUGUUUGUGCUAAACGUGUCCUGCAGGGAUGUUUCACGCACUCUCCUCCGUCGUCUCAUCUGAUUCUGCGAUGACAGAACGAAGAGGAUUCAAAUAAGAUAUUCGAGAGGUUUCAGUUUCCAGUCCUCUCUUCUCAUUGGUCGGGGCCACAGUUUACAUGUUCAGGAUAUAAAUAGCUCCUCAGCUUUUAAAAGCCAUAUAAAGCUCAUUAAAGCUGCCAUGUGCUGUUCUGCCUUUGUGUUGAGCUAUUUGUUUUUUCCUGCACCACCUCCACUCUGUAAAUGUUCACAUAUGCAGCUGGAGACGACUGUUACUGAUUUGUGUAUAAAACCUGUGUAUGGCAACAAUGGUGCUUUACCUUCUAUGCUUCAUUAAAUGUGGACUUUCAG